UGCUGUUCUGCGCCAAUGAGCACGCGCGGACUCCGACUGCGGAGGCCGUGCCCAGGGACCACGACUCCCAGAGUGCUCCGCGCCCUCGCCGCCGCAGCCGCCGCCGUUGCCGAGACCAAGAUGGCCGGGAGAAUCGCCGCCUUUCUCAGGAAUGUCUGGGCCAAGGAGCCGGUGCUAGUGGCAUCCCUCACCAUCGGGGGUCUCGCUAUAAUUCUGCCUGCCCUCAGCCCCUACGUCAAGUACUCCAUCAUGAUCAAUGAGGCCACACCCUACAACUACCCAGUGCCCCUCCGAGACGAUGGGAACAUGCCUGAUGUGCCCAGCCACCCGCAGGACCCCCAGGGCCCAAGCUUGGAGUGGCUGAAGAAACUGUGAGCUCCUCCAUUGACAGGGAGAGGCCCUCUCCCUGACAGCCCCCAAUAAAAAUGUGAAAACCA
Globicephala melas (long-finned pilot whale) is the source of this 437-nucleotide messenger RNA. RefSeq names its product NADH:ubiquinone oxidoreductase subunit A3 (gene NDUFA3). The record is from RefSeq and is a predicted model, not a curated record. Gene Ontology annotation, cellular component: mitochondrial inner membrane. NCBI's taxonomy places the organism in Eukaryota, Metazoa, Chordata, Mammalia, Artiodactyla, Delphinidae.